Messenger RNA from Acanthosepion pharaonis, 1089 nucleotides. The record is from the annotation of a GenBank genome assembly. Lineage: Eukaryota; Metazoa; Mollusca; Cephalopoda; Sepiida; Sepiidae.
AUGCACUUUGAGUCGAUCAAUUAUUUCUCAGGAUUGCAAUGGGCGGGGAAUGAUAAAGGGAUUUUUAUUAUAAAAGGAACGGCUGUGGUUGAGUUCCUUGGUUGGGGAAAGGGCUUUUCAUCUUUCUUUUCCUUUUCUUCUUCCUUUUCUUCUUCCUUUUACUCUACUUCUACGAAGCAUUUAUUUCUCUUUCAUACAUAUUCUCGUUCUCCUGCUUCUUACAUUUUGUCUUUCUUUUCUUAUUUAUCGACUUUUUCCUCUCUUAGUAUUUUCUUCCAUUUAUCUUUUCGUUCUUCUUAUUCUUCUAGAGAUUCUUUUCUUUCCUUUCUUUUUUUUUCUCUAUUCAUCCGAUCAAUUUUCGUUCCUUCUUCUCCAGAUCAAUAUUUUCUUCUCUUUCUUCAGAUUAUAACAGAUUUAUUUAUUUCUAUUUUUCUUUCUUCUUCUCUUCCUCUUCUUCGUCCGAUUAGCGUUUUCUUCUAUCUGUUUCCUCAUUUUUCUGAUUCUUAUAGAAUUUUUCCUUUUUUAAUUCCUCCUUUGCUUCCGAUUACUAUUUUCGUUCAUUUAUUUUCUCCUUCUUCUGUUUCUUUCUUUCUUUCAUUAUAUUUUCUUUCACUUAUUUUCUUUUUGGUCAACAUUUUUCAUCAUUCUCUCUUUUCCUUCAUCUUACACUUUCUACUUUUCAUUCUUCUUUUCUUUCUCUUUUCCUUUCAUCUUUUUCUGCUUUCUUGUUUUUGCAUCUUAUCCCGCAUUGCUCUGCUGAUUUCUCAUUUUUUUUUGUUAUCCAUUCAUUUUCACGUCCUUUUAAAUUCUUUUUGUUUGUUCUCUUUCAUUAUUUAUAAUUAUCUGUUCGUCUCUUUUUUUUUUAACUCUCUCUCCGUCCUUAACUUCCCUUACAUUUAUCUCUUUAAUCCUUUCUUGCUUUCCAGUUUUUCCCUUUUCUCCAAAUCUUACAUUUGUUCUCUUUUUAUCUCUUCACACUAUCUCUUACUCGCUUCCCUUUCUAUUUUCUAUAUAAAACUUCCUUUUUUUUCUUUUAUCUCUACCCUCCGCUACCACUCUAGUUCUCACUCCACUCUACCUUAUCGUUAA